Mytilinidion resinicola is the source of this 1492-nucleotide messenger RNA. RefSeq lists its product as uncharacterized. The record is from RefSeq and is a predicted model, not a curated record. The coding region runs from base 115 to 1254 and encodes 379 amino acids. The transcript has 2 exons. NCBI's taxonomy places the organism in Eukaryota, Fungi, Ascomycota, Dothideomycetes, Mytilinidiales, Mytilinidiaceae.
UGGGCCAUGGAGAAUUCUCCUUGGAAGUAACGAUAGAUGCCUAGUGAGCGGAACUAAGCCGCGCCAACGGGGACCUCUCCGUUCUACGGAGUAUCAUUGCUCAAGUCGUCCACCAUGCCUCCAAAGGCUCCGUACUGCGAGGGCGCGAAACGUCCCUUCAAUCCCGAUACCCUCAUUCGCGAUUGGGACAAGCAUCCUUCUCCCGAGAAGGGUCCUUUUUCGAGUAGCAUCACUCUCAUCUUCGGACUCCCUCAAGACGACAAAUAUGUAUACAAUGCGGGUCCGGCGGGAGUGACGCUGCUACAAGCCCAAAUAGCACUACUUGCAAAAGGGAGGAAUGGACUCCACGGCUGGUAUCGCGAUGGCGAAGGGAACGAGAUACUUCCACCGACAGGUGAUGAUAUAGUGGCAUACGCCGCCCUAUUCGACCCUUCAAAGUCCAUCGCAGCAGCCCUCCGAGCCUUCGAAAGCAACGCCAAAAAGGGCUCUCGCCGGCACGAGAUUGCCCAACACCUCUCCUCCCACCUACUUCUCCCUCGCGCUGGCCUCGUUCUUGGCAAAAGCAAGCGCCAGCACAUAAAUCCAUACUACGACUUCUGGCGAUGGUCCUGCAAAGAACUCGAGUGGGGAGGACCAUUUCCGAACACCGCCAACACGAAGAUGUCCCACCACAUCCUACCAGUCUUCUACCAUCAUUUCGGCUGUGUAGUCCCCUCGUACGCUGCGCUUUAUACGAUAGCACAGUUGGCACAACCGAAAGGCGGACCCAAGGUCCCUAGUAAGCCUAUAUUGGAUAUCGGGUCGGGCUCGGGCUAUUGGACGUUUAUGCUGAGAAAGCUCGCUCUUCCGACGCAUAUGUCACCGCUAGUGGUGCACGCGAUAGACAAUCAGCGCUCCUUGUACCGCACGAUGUGGGUCGGCGAUACGAUACCCGCAACCGGGGAGGAGUACCUGGAUGGGCAUGAUGGAGGCAAGAACGCCAUACUAUUACUCGUAUACCCGCAGACGGAGGAGGAGUUUGUACGGAAGACGGUGGAGCACUAUAACGGUGGUGUCAUUGUGGUUGCUGCCACGCAGAAUGCGGACGGCUUCACGGCUUUCAAGGAGGGGACGAUGAACGUGUGGAUGAAGCGAGAGCAUCCCGAAUUUGAACAUACGGCUCAGAUACCACUACCAAGCUUUGCGGGAAAAGAUGAGGCACUCUAUGUCUUCGAGAGGAGCAAUAGUAGUGCUCAGCAGGCUAGUCAAAGCUAAGUAGAGGAGAGAGAGUAACUCAAAAUUAGGGCACAGUUGAUUCUUAUUUUCCAUCAACGCAGGCGAUAUAUACAACCGCGUCUCCUCCAAGACACAACGAUGCUUGCCAUACAUACUAUUAACAAUUCCCGGUAUUGGGCACAUUCCCAUAACGUUGUAAUCCCCUUAUUUGACUAUACUAUACCGCAUAACCACUUCUUUAGAGAGCUAGUCCACUAGAAAGAACAAGAUCCAUACC